This is a messenger RNA of Morchella sextelata, 438 nucleotides long. RefSeq lists its product as uncharacterized. Gene Ontology annotation, biological process: ribosomal large subunit export from nucleus. The coding region runs from base 1 to 438 and encodes 145 amino acids. NCBI's taxonomy places the organism in Eukaryota, Fungi, Ascomycota, Pezizomycetes, Pezizales, Morchellaceae. The transcript has 3 exons. Gene Ontology annotation, cellular component: preribosome, large subunit precursor; nucleolus. The record is from RefSeq and is a predicted model, not a curated record.
AUGGGCAGAAUUAACAAACCCAAGCAAAAAGCGCCCUCUGACCGCACCCGCGCCGCUCGCCGUCAAGCCUCGCCCUCCCUCGGCCUCGACAAAUCGCUCGCAACGCUGCCCAGGGCCUCCGACGACCCCGUGUUGACCAACAAAGAGGCGACCGCCAAGAAGGUUGGCGACGCCGUGCUGCGCGCCACGCUGGGCGACAGCGGCGUCAAGAAGAGGAAGCGCGGGGGUAAGGAGGCGAGUAGGCGCCAGAAGGAGCGCAUGGAGAAGGCGGUCGGAAAGGCGGAGGCCGUGAUGGAGAGGCUGGAUAAGAAGCGUGGGGAUAGUAUGAAGAGGGGGAAGGUGGUGAAGGAUAGGAGGGAUGAUUGGAGUGUGUUGAAUGAGAAGAUUGAGGGCGAGGUGGAGGCCGUCAAGGGGGCGGCGGUGGAUGUGGUGGCGUAG